AUGUACGUCGCCAAGCCCAAGCAGACGCAGCGCGCCAAAGCGCAGGAGAUCGCGCGCAUCAAGACCAAGAAAGGUCCGACGGUGGAGGAAUGUGUAGCCAAGAGAGACUUCACAGGCGCCUCGGCCAUCCUCGAGUUCAACCUCAAGAGCGACGACGCAUCGAGUGUGACGGGCCCUGCCAAGGCAGAGGAGAAGCGUAAGACGCUUCUCUGGCUAGCGUACACGUCCUUCCAUCUAGGCAACUACCAGCGUGCACUGGACGCCUACGAACAACUGCGAGACGUGGACGAUACGCCCGAGAUCUUCCUCUAUCGAGGUUGCUGCCUUUUCUACCUGCAAAUGUACAAGGAGGCAACUAAAGAGGCGGAAAAGGGACCCACUGGGCCACUACAGAACCGCCUACUCUUUCAUUGUGCUCAUAAAUUAGGCGACGAAGACAAAUUACUAGUGUAUCACCAGCAGCUUACAGACUCGAAGGAGGAUCAGCUGUCACUAGCAGCGAUCCACUACUUCCGGAACCAUUUCCAGGAAGCCACAGACAUCUAUAAGCGUCUUCUGCUCGAGAACAGAGACGAUAUCGCUCUCAAUGUGUAUGUGGCCAUGUGCUACUACAAACUCGACUACUACGACGUAUCGCUCGAGAUCAUGCAAGCGUAUCUCCAGGCUUUUCCAGACAGUGUCGUGGCUGUGAACGUCAAGGCGUGCAACCAAUUCAAGCUCUACAACGGAGCCGCAGCCAAAGACGAGGUCAAGACACUGACCGACCGUGGCUACAAUAUUGACCAAAAUGAUCUUGUCAGUCAUAAUAUGGUGGUGUUUGAGGACGGACAGCACGCGUUGAGAGUUCUACCUCAGUUUGUGGACGCUCUACCAGAAGCUCGACUCAAUCUGGUAGUGUACUACCUCAAACACGCCAAGCUACAGGAAGCGUACGACCUUAUCAAAGACGUGGAGCCAUCUACACCCCAAGAAUACAUACUCAAAGGUGUCGUGCACGCAACACUGGGCCAGUCGACAUCGUCUCGACAGCAUAUCAAGACAGCACAGCAGUAUUUCCAGCUCGUGGGGUCCUCCCCCACUGAGUGUGAUACGAUUCCCGGACGUCAGUGUAUGGCUUCGUGUUUCUACUUGCUGAAGCAGUUCGAGGACGUCAACAUCUACCUCAACUCCAUCAAGCAGUAUCUGUACAACGAAGACGACUUCAACUGGAACUUCGGCAUCACUCUUUGCAACACUGGGUCGCACCAGGAAGCGCUUGAAACGCUACUACGAGUGCAGCAAGAGGAGUAUCGACACGAUUACUGCUACGUCAGCUGGUUAACGAGAUGUUACAUCCUGAAUCGGAACCCGUCGGCAGCCUGGGAUUUGUAUCUGAAGCUCGACAACUCGGACGAUUCGUUCAACCUGCUGCAACUCAUCGCCCACGACUGCUACAAAAUGGGCGAGUUCCUCUACGCUGCCAAAGCCUUUGACAUUCUUGAAAGACUAGACCCCGAUCCGGAGUACUGGGAAGGCAAGCGAGGCGCUUGUGUCGGUGUUUUCCAGCGUGCAGUAGCGGGGAAAGCGACACGAGUGGAACUUGAGGAAGUGCUCAGCAUCCUCAAAGCCAACAACAACCCGCAGGUCGAGUACAUCGUGCGCAUCAUGAAGAAAUGGGGCGCUGAGAAUGGGAUCAGCGUCUGA
This is a messenger RNA of Phytophthora infestans T30-4, 1683 nucleotides long. RefSeq lists its product as uncharacterized. The record is from RefSeq and is a predicted model, not a curated record. Bases 1 to 1683 code for a protein of 560 amino acids. Gene Ontology annotation, molecular function: protein binding; intraciliary transport particle B binding. Gene Ontology annotation, cellular component: ciliary basal body; ciliary base; intraciliary transport particle B. Lineage: Eukaryota; Oomycota; Peronosporomycetes; Peronosporales; Peronosporaceae. The transcript has a single exon. Gene Ontology annotation, biological process: intraciliary anterograde transport; intraciliary transport involved in cilium assembly.